Messenger RNA from Enhydra lutris kenyoni (northern sea otter), 1076 nucleotides. RefSeq lists its product as uncharacterized. NCBI's taxonomy places the organism in Eukaryota, Metazoa, Chordata, Mammalia, Carnivora, Mustelidae. Bases 1 to 744 code for a protein of 247 amino acids. The record is from RefSeq and is a predicted model, not a curated record. The transcript has 4 exons.
AUGGCGGCAGAGCGGACUAGGAGGCGGGGUGGUCGAGUGGGGCGGGCGCGGGUCAGGGAACCUGCGGGGGUCUGGGCGGGAUCGGAGCCGGAGCCCUCGGGUUCGGCGGGGACCAAGUCCACUCGGAAGUCGGGGUUCGUCUCCGGAAGGCCCGUCGGCCCGGAGCCGCCCGGAAAGUGUCCGGUGGUCACUGUCGUCGGGAAACUCGCGCAGCGGAGGACGCGGCUCGUGGCAGCCACAGUUCAGGACAAAGGCCCAGAGGCCCCGGUCCAGGAUGCCCAGCCCCUCGUGGACGCCCGCGCCCCCUGGAGCCUUGGCCACCUCCGCCUGAAACUCAAGAAGCUAAAGCUGGAGGAGGAGCGGCUUGCCAUCAUCGACAGGGACAACCGCCUGCUGCUGGAGAAGUUGUCUUGCGUCAUGAGGACCGGGGGACAGACCGAGAGUGGAAACAACCACACGCACAAGAGGUACCGGGGCCCCCGCAUCCUACAGUCAGCACCAACCCGGGCAGAGCCCAGAGCGCGCCACUCCAGGGCCCACACAGAGGAGCUGCCCCAGAGCUGGAACGUUUUCUUGCCGCCCACCCUGCAGGGAGCCCUGUGCCUUUUCCUCUGCCCUGCCUUAAUCAAAGUAUUUUCUGGGGCUCAGGCUAAUUCUGUGCCCACAACAGAACAAGGACACCAACGGCAGCUCUCAGUGUCCCUCUGCGCUGUCCCAAGCCUGCUGCACCAUCUUCCUGCCUAACCCUCAUAAGCAACCCAUGAGGAAGGGGCCAUGGGGAAACAGAGGCAGCAGGCAGCGAGGAACAUUGCCAAGAUGGCCCCCAGGAGGUUGUAGGAAGCAGAUUCCUGCCCCAGGGCCUGUGCUCAGGCUGGGCUCCUGCCCUUCCAUGUGCAGAAACGGCCCGAUGUCCGUCUGGAAAAUGCAUGGAAGGUCAUGUGACUUUGUGUCCAGCGUGGCAUGGUGACCGCUCCUGUUUGUUACAGGGAAGCCUGGUGCUGGUGCUACUCUCGACCAACAACAUUGUUUUUACCCAAAGCGGGGCUCUCUGUGGAGGUGCAGGACAGCAGGCCUCC